AUGCAGCUUCAAUACCAACGCACAGGCUCAUCACCAACGGUGAUCAAUAACAGCAGAUCUAUCCCCAACAAUACAGGCCGCCAGUUCCUUGGGCAGAUCACCUCGGCACAGCUACGGCACAGGUCGCAGCUGAGAGCACUGGAGAAGGCGGAUGAGGGAGAAGUGGCAGAGGCGCUGCCAGCUCCAGAUGGAGUGGAUGCAGAGAUCCUGCGCUUACUCAUCCCUGCCACCCUGGCAGUGUUCCUCGACCCUGCCAUGGCCCUCAUUGACACAGUUAUUGUGGGGCGGCUUGGCAUGCACCAGCUGGGAGCGGUUGGCUUGAGCAACAUGGUGUUCUUUUUCGUGACCGUCUUCUUUUCAUUCCUGCUCGUUGUCACCACUCCCCGCGUCGCCGACGCGCUCGCGAUGAACAACCGCCGCGAGGCGUCCAAGGCGACGAUUCACAAUCUGUGGAUAGCGGGGGCGAUCGGCGCGGGCCUGUCGGCGUUCCUAUGGUUUAACGCCCCCAGGCUCAUUGGGGGAUUCAACCCGACGGCGGCGGUGGCGGCUCUCGCUGUAAGGCACCUGCGCAUCCGUUCGCUGGCGUGCCCUGCCGCCCUGCUGCUCUUUGUUGCCAACGGCGCCUUCCGCGGCGCGCGCGAUACCAAGACGCCGCUGGCUGCGGGUGUUGCGCAGAAUUUCGUCAACUUGUCUCUGGAUCUCGUGCUUGUUUUGGCUCUUGGCGUGGGCGUGGCCGGUGCGGCGACUGCAGCGACAGCAGCCCAGUACACAGGAGCAGCAGUGAUGCUCUACAUGAUGACGCGCAAAGACUUGCUGGUGCCUGCAGACAUGGGCAGCCUCCCGCCGCCCAAGCAGUGGGCAGACACUCUGAAACCUGGCAUCCCUUUCGCCUUCUGCAUCGCCGCGGUAGUCACCGCUUUACUCACCGCGACUAACCUCGCCACCGCUUUGGGCCCUGUGGCGUUGGCAGCGCACACGAUAGUGAAGCAGAUUGUGGAUUUUGCCAUGGCCAUCUUUGGCACCUUCUCCACCGUGGCUCAGUCCCUGGUUGCCACCUGUCUCGGCAAGGGUGACAAGGCGGAGGCGCAGCGCUAUGUGAAGCGGCUGCUGCAGAUGGGCGUCAGCGUCGGCUGCGUGACUGCCACCGCCAUUUUCCUGGGCCGCAACGUGCUCCCGCAGCUCUUCUCUCCCGACCCCACCGUCAUCGCUGCAGCUGCCACCGCGCUGCCGGUUGUCGCCGCCAGCAUGCCGCUGGCGCCAUGCGCGCUUUCACUGGAGGGGACAGUUCUGGGAGCGAGCCAGAUCACUUGGGUGGGGGGCCGCACGGUGCUGUCGGCCGCGGUGGCACUCGGCUUCUUCUCCCUUGUGGGCUCGCAGGGCUGGGGCCUCCCAGGGGUCUGGGCAGGCAUGGUGCUCUUAGUCAUCUGCAAUGCUCUGCUCGAUGCCUGGCUGCUGCUCUCCAAGCACUCGCCCAUAGCAAUCAAGGAGGCAGCCCUGUGA
Coccomyxa subellipsoidea C-169 is the source of this 1500-nucleotide messenger RNA. Its product is annotated as MATE efflux family protein. The transcript is spliced from 9 exons. Gene Ontology annotation, biological process: transmembrane transport. Gene Ontology annotation, cellular component: membrane. Lineage: Eukaryota; Viridiplantae; Chlorophyta; Trebouxiophyceae; Coccomyxaceae. The coding region runs from base 1 to 1500 and encodes 499 amino acids. Gene Ontology annotation, molecular function: xenobiotic transmembrane transporter activity; antiporter activity. The record is from RefSeq and is a predicted model, not a curated record.